This is a messenger RNA of Notothenia coriiceps (black rockcod), 929 nucleotides long. RefSeq names its product phosphorylase b kinase gamma catalytic chain, skeletal muscle/heart isoform-like. Gene Ontology annotation, biological process: protein phosphorylation. The transcript is spliced from 7 exons. NCBI's taxonomy places the organism in Eukaryota, Metazoa, Chordata, Actinopteri, Perciformes, Nototheniidae. The record is from RefSeq and is a predicted model, not a curated record. The coding region runs from base 265 to 906 and encodes 213 amino acids. Gene Ontology annotation, molecular function: ATP binding; protein kinase activity.
UGUUAUUUCAUGGCUCUGUUUUGUGCGAUCAGAAUGAGCUGCUGCUGCUUUGGAAGCAACUAUUUAUUUUUGGCAUCUGACAUUAAGGCUCACCCUCAGCCAUGGCAGCAGCCCCACAAUCAGCACCGGGGUCUGACUGGAGCUCCGCGUGCGUCCUUGUGAUCAGACCCACUGACAAUAAUGGAUCUAAUUUAUAACAGGGACUAACCGACACGGGACACGAACUGUCACACCUAAAAGUGUUGCAGCAGCAUCACAGACAUCAUGACCAAAGAUGAGGAGGUCCCCGACUGGGUGGGAGCCCAGGAGUUCUACGAGAAGUACGAGACCAAGGAGAUUCUGGGCAGGGGAGUAAGCAGCGUGGUGCGUCGCUGCAUCAACAAGCGGACGUCUCAGGAGUAUGCGGUGAAGAUCAUCGACAUCACCCCCUCGGACAAGGUGACCCCGCAGGAGAUGGAGGAGAUCAGAGAGGCCACGGCGAAGGAGAUCGACAUCCUGAAGAAAGUCUGCGGACAGCACAACAUCAUACAGCUCAAAGACUGCUAUGAAUCAAAAGCCUUCUUCUUCCUAGUUUUUGACCUGAUGAAGAGGGGUGAACUUUUUGACUACCUGACAGAGAAAGUUACUCUGAGUGAGAAGGAAACAAGGAACAUCAUGCGUCCUCUGCUGGAGGUGGUGGAGUACCUCCACCACCAGAACAUCGUCCACCGCGACUUGAAGCCUGAGAACAUCCUCUUAGAUGACGAGAUGAAAAUCAAACUCACAGACUUUGGCUUCGCUGUGCAAGUCCAGCCGGGACAGAGACUCAAAGAGGUGUGUGGGACCCCUGGAUACCUGGCCCCUGAGAUCAUCCAGUGCUCCAUGGACGGGGGGCAUAAGGGAUACGGUACUGCUGUGGACAUGUGAGUGAGCAGAGACAAGCAAGUUGU